CUUACUUUUUGAAAAGGGAAGGCGUGGAUGGUAACAAAAGAAUGAGGAGGAGGGCGCCAAGGAUAAAAGACGGAGUAGGUGGAAGUUGGAGCUUGGAAGGCGUUGAAUGUUGUGGAAUGAGAGAGAGGUUUAGGGGUUGAUUGAGGUUUUGUGGUAUGGAGAGCUAUCUCAACGACAACUUUGGGGGUGUGAAGCCCAAGAACUCUUCCGAGGAGGCCCUCCAGAGAUGGAGGAAGCUUUGCUGGGUUGUUAAAAACCCUAAGCGAAGGUUCCGUUUCACUGCUAAUCUCAGCAAGCGAUUCGAAGCUCAAGCUAUUCGACGCUCCAAUCAGGAGAAGUUUAGAGUAGCAGUUCUAGUUUCACAGGCUGCGCUUCAGUUUAUUCAUGGUUUGUCCAGUGACUACGUUGCACCUGAGGAAGUAACAGCUGCAGGUUUUCAAAUUUGUGCUGAUGAGUUGGGAUCAAUUGUGGAAGGCCAUGACUUAAAAAAGCUGAAAAUUCAUGGUGGGGUUCAGGGUAUUGCAGAGAAGCUCUCCACAUCAACCACCAAUGGUAUUCCUAUGGCUGAUGAUCUGUUGAAUAAAAGAAAGGAAAUUUAUGGAAUUAAUAAAUUCACUGAAACCAAAGUCCCUGGUUUCUGGGUUUUUGUGUGGGAAGCCCUUCAUGAUAUGACCCUUAUGAUACUUGCUGUUUGUGCCUUUGUGUCUCUUCUUGUUGGCAUAAUAAUGGAAGGAUGGCCAAAGGGUGCACAUGAUGGACUUGGAAUCGUUGCAAGUAUUCUGCUUGUUGUAUUUGUCACUGCUAUAAGUGAUUAUAGACAAUCUUUGCAGUUCAAGGAUUUGGACACAGAGAAGAAAAAGAUUACAGUUCAGGUUACUAGAGAUGGGCAGAGGCAAAAGAUAUCAAUAUAUGAUCUAGUUCCAGGUGAUAUUGUUCAUCUUUCCAUUGGAGAUCAGGUCCCAGCUGAUGGACUUUUUGUUUUAGGAUUUUCUUUGUUGAUAAAUGAGUCCAGUUUGACAGGAGAGAGUGAGCCAGUUCAUGUGAAUUCCGAGAAUCCUUUUCUCUUGUCUGGAACUAAAGUUCAGGAUGGGUCAUGCAAAAUGCUUGUGACUACUGUUGGGAUGAGAACCCAAUGGGGUAAAUUGAUGGCAACUCUUAGUGAAGGAGGGGAUGAUGAGACCCCAUUGCAGGUAAAACUGAAUGGAGUGGCAACCAUCAUUGGAAAACUCGGCCUGUUUUUUGCUGCUGUGACUUUUGCUGUUCUGGUGCAAGGAUUGUUCAGCCGCAAACUCCGAGAGGGGUCCCACUGGAGCUGGUCUGGAGAUGAUGCACUGGAAAUGUUGGAAUUCUUUGCUGUUGCUGUUACAAUUGUUGUGGUCGCAGUUCCUGAGGGGUUGCCCUUGGCUGUGACAUUGAGCCUUGCUUUUGCCAUGAAGAAGAUGAUGCAUGAUAAGGCACUUGUCCGUCAUCUGGCUGCCUGUGAGACCAUGGGAUCUGCCACAAGUAUUUGCAGUGACAAGACAGGGACUCUAACUACUAACCACAUGACUGUUGUGAAGGUAUGCAUUUGUGGAAAAAUCAAGGAAGUGAGCAGCUCUGAGGAAACUUCUAGUUUCUGCUCUGGAAUUCCUGAUUUUGCUGUUAGAAUUUUACUUCAAUCAAUAUUUAACAACACUGGGGGAGAAAUUGUCACCAACAAAGACAACAAAACUGAGAUACUAGGAACACCCACUGAAGCUGCUCUUUUGGAAUUCGGUUUGUUGCUUGGUGGGGAUUUCCAAGCAGAACGGCAAGCAUCAAAACUUGUGAAAGUUGAACCAUUCAAUUCUGCAAAGAAACGAAUGGGAGUGGUUCUAGAGAUUCCUGAAGGAGGUUUUCGGGCCCACUCUAAAGGUGCUUCUGAAAUAGUUUUGGCUUCAUGUGACAAAGUCAUAGACUCGAAUGGUGAUGUUGUUCCUCUCAAUGAAGCAUCAUUCAAUCAUCUGAAGGAUACAAUUGAAAGAUUUGCUAGUGAAGCUCUUCGAACCCUAUGUCUUGCUUAUAUGGAACUUGGAAGUGAGUUCUCUGCAGAGAGUCCUCUUCCCAGUAAAGGAUAUACUUGUAUAGGAAUUGUGGGUAUCAAAGAUCCAGUUCGCCCAGGUGUCAAGGAGUCUGUUGCAAUUUGUAGAUCAGCUGGUAUUUCUGUCCGGAUGGUUACUGGAGACAACAUAAACACUGCAAAGGCAAUUGCUAGAGAAUGUGGCAUUCUGACUGAUGAAGGCAUAGCAAUUGAAGGUCCAGUAUUUCGUGAGAAGAGUGAGGAGGAAUUGCAAAAACUAAUUCCAAAAAUUCAGGUAAUGGCUCGAUCUUCACCAUUGGAUAAGCAUAUCCUUGUGAAACACUUGAGAACUGCAUUGGAAGAAGUUGUUGCAGUGACUGGGGAUGGUACAAAUGAUGCUCCUGCACUUCAUGAAGCAGACAUUGGGCUUGCAAUGGGCAUUGCUGGAACAGAGGUGGCAAAAGAGAGUGCUGAUGUCAUAAUUAUGGAUGAUAACUUCUCCACUAUUGUGACUGUGGGCAAAUGGGGACGCUCAAUUUAUAUUAACAUUCAGAAAUUUGUUCAAUUUCAGUUGACAGUCAAUAUCGUUGCCCUAAUUGUAAACUUUUCUUCAGCAUGUUUGACAGGAAAUGCUCCCCUGACCGCGGUUCAGCUUCUGUGGGUCAACAUGAUUAUGGAUACACUGGGAGCACUUGCACUGGCUACUGAACCUCCUAAUGAUGAGUUAAUGAAAAGAUCUCCAGUGGGAAGGAAAGAAAAUUUCAUCAGUAAUGUGAUGUGGAGAAAUAUCAUUGGGCAGUCUCUCUAUCAAUUUGUCAUAAUAUGGUUUCUUCAAACAAGAGGGAAAGCAUUUUUCCAUCUUGAUGGCCCGGAUUCUGAUUUGAUUCUAAACACAAUUAUUUUCAACUCCUUCGUCUUUUGUCAGGUUUUCAAUGAGAUCAACUCCAGGGAGUUGGAGAAGAUAAAUGUCUUCAAGGGCAUGCUAAGGAACCAUGUGUUUGUAGCUGUAGUCACAUGCACUGUCGUAUUUCAAAUCAUAAUCGUCCAGUUCCUUGGUACCUUUGCAAACACAUCCCCUCUUACUAUGCAGCAGUGGAUUGGUAGCAUUCUCCUUGGAUUCCUGUGCAUGCCAAUUGCAGCUGCCUUAAAAAUGAUUCCUGUGGAUGGAAAAUGAAAUCAAGGCAAACUGGAUAGGGCAAUCGCCUAUCGAUCUCUACAUCUUUCCCGGAGUCCUGGCGCUGUGUCUCGAAUCUCGAUCUCCUACAUGCGAAGGUUAGUCAAACCAAUAUGUUGAAUGUUUAGUUGACAUUAUAUGAUUUUGAAUUUUUUUCUUCUAACAGUAACAUAUUUUCUGUUAAUAAUUGUUGACUUGCUUGAACUUUUGUUGUUGUUUUUUAAUAAGAAAACUACAAAGCAAUUGUCACAUAAAAUUCACAUUGGUUUAGAAAUUAAAUUUAAAAUUUGAAGUCCUAAAAUAAAGUUCCUUAACUAAGGCACAAGAAAAGUGACCUCAUAACAUACCAUAAGUUGUGCUUCCAUGGUGGAGGAAGUGCUUUUUCAUUAGACAACUUUACUAACAAGCAAAAAAAUGUAUUCAUGUAUUGAUUUUCUAUCACUUAAGCAUCCAACAUGAUCAUAAUAUGAAUAUCUAGUUACUUUAAGAUUUCGAGUAUACCUAAACGUGAGCAUGUAAUCUUUUGUUCCUUACAGAUAAUGUGAUACCUUUUUGGUAGCAACUCAAUGAUCUUAUCCUAAAUUGCUUUCAAAUCUUCCUAAUACUCUAACCAAAAAGCUAAUGUCAAAACUAGCAUAGGUUUGAGCAACAUUAAGCUUUCCCAUAGCAGGAGCAUGUGGAUUAUUUUCUACUUUUUCACUCCUCUCCACUUUGUUUCAUGGGCAUUGAUCAAAAUUGUAAUUUUCACCUUCAAACAUUGACACCACUCCCAUAGAACAAUCAUGCAUGUUAUAUCUUUCAAGAGCUUUAUAGAUAUAAGUCUUUUGGGAAAGCCUAAGAAGUCACUUCGACUUACCCUGACAAAUUAAUUUGAAUUUUAAUCAUGGAGAAUGCUUCAUUUAGGUCCUUUAUGUCAAAGUCCUCAAAAAGAAAAACUUUAGUUUUUUUAAAUAAAUUGAUAUCUUUACUAGCAUGCAAGAUACGAAUGGCAUAGAGGAUUACAAAUAUGAACUUGCUCUCAUUAACCUUCAAUCAUAUAGAUUGAUCAAUAAUAUUUUCCAUAAAUCCAAAGGAGAAACUUGUUUUAACUCAUGUAUAAACUUUUUUAAUUUGUACACCAAAUUUUCCUUUCAUCUUCUUCGAAACCUUUAACUUGAUUCAUAUAGAUAUUUUCAUUCAAGAAAUUCGAGUUUACAUCCAUUUAAUGUAACUUUAAGUGAAAAUGAGUUGCUAAUGUCACGAGGAUUCUAAAGAAGCCUUUUUAGGAUAUAAGAGAGAAUGUUUCUCUUUAUGCUCCUCUUCUUCAUGUGGUUUUUUUUUUUUUUUUUUUUUGCCUUUCUAGAAGUAACAUUUUAAAUUAUUUUCCUUCUCUCUACCAUUUGAGGUGCCAAAUUUCUUACUUUUCUUUAUUAUUCCUUUUAUUUUAUGAGAUUGAUUUCUGUCUUGUGGUACCAUGUAUACCGCUUAUAAUUGUUUUUGUUUUAAUGUUCCUUAUUCUCACACACACAUAACCAUUGACUCAUGAAUGAUCCAUUUAUCCUCGCGUGUGUUGCAUGAAAUUUUGAAAAAAUCAUUUUCAAAGCGUUGAGUUGAUUGGUUAUUUUGCUUAUGUCCAUUAUGUGUUAUUUAAUCCCCCUUACUCCCUUAUAUUUCAUGCUAAUUAAUUUAGACAUCAACAUGUUUGUCAUUGUCUAAUGUUACAAAUUAUAGUUCAUAAAGGCAAGGAAUUCUUUAAAUCCUAGUGGAAGCAGGAAUUAGACUUUUAAUAUUUUUGGCAAUCUCCUCAUAAUCAAGAUAUCCAUUCAAUUAAAAUACCAAAUUUUUUCGUAUAAAGUGUCUUUGCAUCAAAUGCGUUGUCAUUGAAAAUUUAAACAAUUUUAUAUUUCGUAAACUUAUGAUAUUCUUGAGUAGGCCUCUGUUUUGUUGGGUGAUUUGCACACUAUGGGAUACGUAGACAAUGGAUGGAUGGGGCGAGGAGAGGGACAAAAAAAAAAAAAUACUAACUUCGAAUAAUUAUAAAACAUGUUUGCAUACGCGAAAACAUAAGCAGGAAGGCAUAGCUUUCACCUAUCCAUUUUUUUAUCGUCUAAAAAAAAUUA
Molecule: messenger RNA, 5311 nt
Organism: Vitis vinifera (wine grape)
Lineage: Eukaryota; Viridiplantae; Streptophyta; Magnoliopsida; Vitales; Vitaceae
Product: calcium-transporting ATPase 1
Exons: 8
Coding region: 156-3212 (1018 amino acids)
Biological process (GO): calcium ion transmembrane transport
Cellular component (GO): membrane; intracellular membrane-bounded organelle
Molecular function (GO): P-type calcium transporter activity; calmodulin binding; ATP hydrolysis activity
Source: RefSeq, a predicted model, not a curated record